This is a messenger RNA of Naegleria fowleri, 618 nucleotides long. RefSeq lists its product as uncharacterized. Gene Ontology annotation, cellular component: microtubule cytoskeleton; cytoplasm. The record is from RefSeq and is a predicted model, not a curated record. The coding region runs from base 1 to 618 and encodes 205 amino acids. The transcript has 4 exons. Gene Ontology annotation, molecular function: GTP binding; GTPase activity. Lineage: Eukaryota; Heterolobosea; Eutetramitea; Acrasida; Naegleriidae.
AUGGUAAACAUACUACAAAAACUUGGCCUUCGGAAAAAGAAAUUAAACCUUAUUGUUUGCGGAUUAGAAAAUUCGGGGAAGAGUUCGAUUAUUAGUCAUCUCAAACCCUCAUCGGAAAAGAAAGAGAAUGUUCUCCCAACAGCAGGUUACAAGCUUGAAGAAUUCUCAAGAAAUGGAUAUCUAUGCCGUGUUUUCGAUUUGAGUGGAGCUGGAAAAUAUAGACCCAUGUGGAAAUACUUCUUUGAAAAUCUAGAAGGAAUUAUAUUUGUUGUGGAUGUAAGUGACACCAAGAGAUUGUGUGUAGCGAGAGAUGAAUUAUUGGAUCUAGUCUCCAACAAAGAGCUCGCAGGUGUUCCAGUCUUGGUGUGUGCCAACAAAAUCGAUGUCGACAAAAAGAAGGUUUCGCUUGCACAAAUUCACAAUAUUUUGAGCUUGGAUGGCAGUAACAGAGAAUGGAAAAUUGAAGGAACAAGUGCCAAAGAAGGAACAGGUAUCGAAGAAGCAUUUUCUUGGCUGGUGAAUAGUGCUGCAACUUUUGUGAGCAAGAAGAAGGAAGCUCAAAAGCAAAUCCUCAUUUCUAGUGUGAGCCAAACAGUCACCCAUCAUCAUGGUGUUUAA